Ilex paraguariensis (yerba mate) is the source of this 2554-nucleotide messenger RNA. Lineage: Eukaryota; Viridiplantae; Streptophyta; Magnoliopsida; Aquifoliales; Aquifoliaceae. The record is from the annotation of a GenBank genome assembly.
CUCUCUCUACAUAUACAUCCAUGUCACUUUCUCUUUCUAUAUCUACAUUUUGUCUCCAUCUCUCUUUCUCUCAAAUGAAUACUUUCGGAACUCAAGAAUCAAUAAUUGGGAACAGCAUGAAGAGAUUCAGAAAAGGAGGUUACCUAAGUUCAAGCUCUCUGCUUUAAACUGGUUUUAACUCUAUCUACAAACUAGUUUUCAGUCAAUCUUCCACCAUUAUCUGCUCAAACACUAGUUCUACUUUCCCUCAAUGCCCCUCAUCAAACCUCACCACAGGGCCCUUCACCACCUUCCUUUGCUGUCCCAUUCUGUAAAUUCGCAAUUCUCGUCUCUCUCCUCGCCCCCCGACACCCUUUUGGUCGACAAAGCCAUCGCCAUCCUCAAACGCCACAACCCAAUUCACCUCAACUCUUUGUCUUCCCGUUUUACCCCUCAAUCAGCCUCCUAUCUACUCCUCCGAACCCAGUUCGACAAACCCUUAGCCCUAAAAUUCCUCAACUGGGCUAGACACCAUCAAUUCUUCAACCUCCAAUGUAAAUGCCUCACCCUCCACAUUCUCACUAAAUUUAAGCUCUUCAAGACCGCCCAGUCCAUCGCUGUGGAGGUAGCCGUGAAUUCCGAUGAUGCCACAGGCAAUUUAGUCUUUCAAUGCCUUAAAGACUCGUACCAAACUUGCAAUUCGAGCUCUUCGGUGUUUGAUUUGAUGGUAAAGUCGUACUCCCACUUGAAAAUGAUUGAUAGAGCUCUGAAUACUAUCGAUUUAGCAAAAUCUCAUGGUUUUAUGCCCAGUGUUUUGUCUUACAAUUCAGUUCUCGAUGCAAUAAUUAGGUGUAGUUCUCAUGGGUCUAUUGAAUUAGCUGAGAAAUUGUAUUUUGAUAUGAUGAAAAAUGGAAUUUCGCCUAAUGUAUUUUCAUUUAAUAUCAUAAUUCGCGGUUUUUGUGUAUUCAAGGAGUUGGAGAAGGGUUUAGAAUUUUUUUAUGAAAUGGAGAGGAAAGGGUGUUCACCAAAUGUGGUUACUUAUAAUACGUUAAUCGAUGCUUAUAGUAAAUUGGGCAAGAUGGUUGAUGCAUUUAAAUUGUUUAAUUCGAUGAAGGAAAAGAAUUUGGAGCCAAAUAUGAUUACUUAUAAUGUGAUCAUCUAUGGGCUGUGUCGAGAAGGGAGGAUGAAGGAGAUGACUGUGGUUUUUGAGGAGAUGAGGUGCAAGGGUUUUGUUCCAGAUGAGGUGACAUAUAAUACGCUUGUGAAUGGUUAUUGUAAAGUGGGUGAUUUUCACCAAGCACUUGUUUUGCAUGCGGAAAUGGUGAGGAAUGGUGUAUCUCCAAAUGUUGUGACUUAUACUUCAUUGAUAAAUAGUAUGUGUAAGGCAAGAAACUUGCAUCGAGCAAUGGAAUUCUUUGAGCAGAUACAUAUUAGGGGAUUACAUCCAAAUGAGAGAACUUAUACGACAUUGAUUGACGGCUUCUCGCAGCAGGGUUUUAUGGAUGAAGCUUAUCGAGUUUUGAAUGAAAUGACUCAGAGUGGCUUCGCACCUUCCAUUGUGACUUACAAUGCUCUAAUCAAUGGACACUGUCUAUUGGGUGGGAUGGAAGAUGCUUUAGGAGUGAUUCGUGAUAUGGUGGGUAAAGGGGUAGUCCCAGAUGUUGUAAGUUAUACUACAAUUAUAUCUGGGUUUUGUAGAAAUCAAGAUUUGGAUAAAGCAUUUGGAAUGAAGCAGGAGAUGGUCGAGAAGGGAGUUUCACCAGAUGUUGUUACUUAUUCAUCGCUGAUUCAAGGUCUUUGCGAACAGAGGAGACUGGAUGAAGCUUGUGAUCUUUUCCAAGAGAUGUGGAGAGUGGGUUUGCCACCUGAUAAAUGUACAUAUACUACCCUAAUGAAUGGUUAUUGUGUAGAAGGGGAUAUUAAUAGUGCUCUCCACCUGCAUGAUGAAAUGAUGAAUAAUGGUUUCUUUCCCGAUGUUGUUACCUAUAGUGUGCUAAUCAAUGGGCUUAGCAAACAAGCUCGGACUAGGGAGGCAAAGCAGCUCCUAAUGAAACUGUUUUACGAGGAAUCUGUCCCUAAUGAUGUCACUUAUGAUACACUCAUAGAAAAUUGUAGGAAUGUCGAAUUCAAGAGUGUUGUAGCUCUCAUGAAGGGAUUCUGUAUGAAAGGUUUGAUGAAUGAAGCAGAUCGAGUUUUUGAGUCAAUGCUUCAGAGAAACCACAAGCCUAGCGAAGCAGCUUAUAAUGUCAUUAUCCACGGUCAUUCCAGGGGUGGGAAUUUGCACAAAGCUUUUAAACUCUACAAAGAAAUGUUGCAUCAUGAAUUUGUCCCCCAUACUGUCACUGUUAUUGCUCUGAUUAAGGAGCUUUUCAAAGAAGGGAUGAGUGAGGAGGUGGGUGAAGUUAUUCGUUAUAUAUUGAAAAGCUGUAGGCUUACUGAUGCUGAGGUUGCGAAAGCCCUUGUUGAGAUCAACUACAAAGAAGGGAACAUGGAUGCAGUAUUUAAUGUUCUUACUGACAUGGCAAAGGAUGGUCUUCUCCCAAAUACUGGGAAAACUGCCUAUGCUAGGGGAUAA